CGUCUAAAGCAGCCGAUGGUAAGAUCCCGCGAGAGUUCCCUUACGCUCCGCGCAGGCGCUGACCUUUCGCGAGAUUCCCGCCGAGGAGGAGGAGGCGGCUGCGACGGGGCCCAGGGCCGGCUGGACAAGAUGGCGACGACGACGACGAUCACCCUGGGCACUGAGUCCAUAAAGUUGGAAAAUGGACAAAGCACAGCAGCUAAGCUGGGGCUUCCUCCUCUCACCCCGGAACAGCAGGAAGCUCUUCAGAAGGCAAAGAAGUAUGCGAUGGAGCAGAGUAUCAAGAGUGUGCUGGUGAAGCAAACCAUCGCCCACCAGCAACAGCAACUCACUAACCUGCAGAUGGCAGCAGUGACAAUGGGCUUUGGAGAUCCUCUCUCACCUUUACAAUCGAUGGCAGCUCAGAGGCAGCGGGCGCUGGCCAUCAUGUGUCGUGUGUACGUGGGCUCCAUAUACUACGAACUGGGAGAGGACACCAUCCGCCAGGCCUUUGCCCCAUUUGGACCUAUCAAAAGCAUUGACAUGUCCUGGGACUCUGUUACAAUGAAACACAAGGGCUUUGCUUUUGUGGAAUACGAGGUGCCUGAAGCUGCUCAGUUGGCCUUGGAGCAGAUGAACUCAGUCAUGCUGGGUGGGAGAAACAUAAAGGUUGGUAGGCCUAGUAAUAUUGGACAGGCACAGCCAAUCAUAGACCAGCUAGCAGAGGAGGCACGGGCUUUCAAUCGCAUCUACGUGGCAUCUGUUCACCAGGACCUCUCAGAUGACGACAUUAAGAGUGUGUUUGAGGCCUUUGGGAAGAUUAAGUCCUGCACGCUCGCCAGGGACCCUACAACAGGGAAACACAAAGGCUAUGGCUUCAUUGAGUAUGAGAAGGCACAGUCAUCACAAGAUGCUGUCUCAUCUAUGAACCUCUUUGACCUGGGUGGCCAAUAUCUCCGGGUUGGCAAAGCUGUCACUCCCCCAAUGCCUCUCCUAACACCUGCAACGCCUGGAGGAUUACCCCCUGCAGCAGCUGUAGCUGCAGCAGCUGCCACAGCAAAGAUAACAGCUCAGGAAGCAGUGGCAGGAGCUGCAGUCCUUGGCACUUUAGCAACACCUGGGCUGGUGUCACCAGCGCUGACACUGGCUCAGCCUCUGGGGGCAUUGCCGCAGGCUGUAAUGGCAGCACAGGCACCAGGAGUCAUUACGGGUGUGACCCCCGCUCGACCGCCCAUUCCAGUCACUAUUCCACAGGUGGGAGUUGUGAACCCUAUCCUAGCAAGUCCCCCAACACUAGCUCUGUUGGAAGUUAAGAAGGAGAAGGAGGAGGAGGAGAUCUUCCAGGAAUCGGAGAGGCCUGAAAUGCUGAGUGAACAGGAGCAUAUGAGCAUAUCCGGCAGCAGUGCCCGUCACAUGGUGAUGCAGAAACUGCUUCGCAAACAGGAGUCGACUGUGAUGGUGCUGCGCAACAUGGUGGAUCCAAAGGACAUUGAUGACGAUCUGGAGGGAGAAGUGACAGAAGAGUGCGGCAAGUUUGGGGCAGUGAACAGGGUCAUCAUCUACCAAGAGAAGCAGGGCGAGGAGGAGGACGCUGAGAUCAUUGUCAAGAUCUUUGUAGAGUUCUCUAUGGCCUCGGAGACUCACAAAGCCAUUCAGGCCCUGAACGGGCGCUGGUUUGCUGGCAGGAAGGUGGUGGCAGAGGUGUAUGACCAGGAGAGAUUUGAUAACAGUGACCUGUCAGCAUGAACUCUGCCUGAGAGAGACUUCUCCCCUGCCCCCUGUGUCCCAUCUGUUUUUUUAGCCAUGUGUAAGGAAUGCUCCUGGGUGAGCACAGCUCUCUACUGUGAUGUACAUGUAGUUUGGAUAAAAGUGCGAAGAAAAGCCAGCGUGCGUGAGUGUGUGUUAAAAGGGCCAGCACCACCUUGGUUGGGUCUGGAAUGGGCCCAGUCUCCUCAGCCAACAGCUUGUCAGGCCUUAGAGAGUAAGGGCCAGAGGUCAGAAAUGCCUGAGUCAGAAUUCCAUGUCACCCUCUGGGGCCAGGAGCUACAGUUUUCUUUAGAGGUGGGCAACUACUUGUUUGAAUGGAGCAGGCACCAUCUUUUUAUUAAGUGUUUGCACCGUACGUUGGUCCCUGGUUGGAGCCCUCAGGCACUAUUGCAACGCUACCAGGAAUGGGCAGUGGCUUGGGUAACGCUAGGAGCUCCUUCUAGAGCAGGCUAAGCAGCUGCAGGUUGAGCUCAGGCUCCAAGCCCUUGAUGUGGGGUAAGUGCCACCACAUCGGCUGCUUGCAGUCUGCAGAUGCUCAGGUCAUCGCCUCCGUCUCCAGAGCAUGCGCUCAGGCGCAGUGAGAUCCACGGCUGCAGCUGUCCACGUGAACAAUGGCGGGGCGACCGUCUCACCUGGGAACUUGCUUGCAUUUUACGCAGGUCUUGUGAGUUCAGGUUAAUGAAAAUACCAAGCUUGUGAAGCCAGGCCAGAGCCCAGAAACAAGUCAGUUGGGAUUUGAAUGUACAGUCCUGUUACUUGUGAUCCGGUGGGGUUCAGGGCAGGCUGAUCUGUAGGCUGCGCUAAUACUAUGGCGAUGGAGCUCAUACAGCUGCAUGGUGACAAAGGUGCCUACGCAUGCUGCUCCCAAAGGUAAGAGGGGUAUGAGAAGCAGGACAUGUUGGAAGCUUCAGAGCUGGCUUGAGAGGAGUGACUACGGCCUGGGUUCUCACAGGUGCAGUGUUGGUACAACUGCCUUGUGCACGCAGCCUCCAAUGUACAUGUUGUAAAUUGGACCUUAGAAAUCUGUCCCUGUGGUGCUCUCUCUUUCAGUUUCUUUCUGUCCAUAGGCACUAUAUUGAGGCACCCAUUCCUUACGUGAAAGGACAGCCACUGAGCGUGUCCUGUACAGAGGGCAGAAUCUGAAAGCCACUGCAUAUGUGUCCUCUAGAGUUGGCCUCUGUCUAACUAGUGUGUGAGGCAGGGAGUUAAUCGCUCUUCCCUCUAAGGAUUGAAGGUUCAUAGAUUCUAAGGUCAGAUAUAACCAGGCUGCCCUGUGUAUAAUGCAGCCACAGCUCCUGAGGUAAGCUAGACAGAUAUUUGAGGAAGAUAGAGAUUUUCACAUCCUAAGUGAGUUGUUUCAGUGCUUAAUUAUCCUGACUGCUAAAAAUUGGCAUCUUAUUUCCAGUUUCAAUUUGUUUAGCUUCUACGUCCGACCAUUAGAUUUGUUCUUCCUCCAGCUGCUGGAUUCAGGAACCCAAAAGAGUGUUUCAGAGGGUUUUCUUAUGGUCUCUUGGAACUAUCAGGAGUAAAGCGGGUAUGAAUUAGGAAUGGCUGCCUAAUUAAUACCAAUCAACACAGUUUAUGGAAAACAGGUCUUGUCAGAUCAACUGGAUAAUGUUUUUUUAUAAGAUUACAAGUUUGGUUCACAUAAUAGACAUCUGUACAGCAUUUGACUUAAUUCUGAUUAAAAAAUAACACUACUAAAUCAGUGCAGCACAUGAUGGAUAGUAACACAUUAAAUGGAUCAAAAAGUU
Molecule: messenger RNA, 3500 nt
Organism: Malaclemys terrapin pileata
Lineage: Eukaryota; Metazoa; Chordata; Testudines; Emydidae
Gene: PUF60
Product: poly(U) binding splicing factor 60
Exons: 11
Coding region: 16-1725 (569 amino acids)
Biological process (GO): regulation of alternative mRNA splicing, via spliceosome; alternative mRNA splicing, via spliceosome; mRNA splice site recognition
Cellular component (GO): precatalytic spliceosome; catalytic step 2 spliceosome
Molecular function (GO): RNA binding
Source: RefSeq, a predicted model, not a curated record